AUGACCCCCGCGCUGCUCUUGCUGGGCCUUGCGGCCCUUGUCGCUCCAUCCAUGAGUUACAGUUGCUAUGGUGACAUAAGUGCUCUUCAAGUCCCCACGAUCUCCUGUACAUCUGUAAGAGCCCCAGACUGCGGAUAUGCCAUAGUACGGAGAACUGCUGAGGCAGACAUCAUACGCCUGAGGAGAUACGAGACGCCAAUUAAGAGAGUAGCCAGAAACCUGUGCUUGGACCCGGCCCUCAUUGCUGGCAUCAUCUCGCAGGAGAGCCGCGUCGGCCUGAGCCUGACCAAUGGCUGGGACCGGGAACAGCGCAAGUACGGCUUGAUGCAGGUUCCCAGACAGACACUUUACCCUUUUGGAGUGUGGGAUAGUGAAGAACACAUAAAUCAGGGGUCAACAUUCCUGGUUCUUGCAAUCAAUCAAGUACGGGCAAGACAUCCUACCUGGACCUGGGACCAGCAGCUGAGAGGUGGAAUCUGCACCUACCAUGCAAAUAUGGGCAACAUGCAGGUCUACGACGAAGACCCAUGUGACAGAGACAACGACUACUAUGUCAACAGCGUGAUUAGGCGGGCUCAGUACUUUAAGAGAAAUGGUUUCUAA
Molecule: messenger RNA, 603 nt
Organism: Eurypyga helias (sunbittern)
Lineage: Eukaryota; Metazoa; Chordata; Aves; Eurypygiformes; Eurypygidae
Product: lysozyme g-like
Exons: 5
Coding region: 1-603 (200 amino acids)
Biological process (GO): peptidoglycan catabolic process; defense response to Gram-positive bacterium
Cellular component (GO): extracellular region
Molecular function (GO): lysozyme activity
Source: RefSeq, a predicted model, not a curated record